UCGCCUCCCUCCUCCGCUCGUCCCUCUCCCCUCCGCUUCACCAACCCGCAAAAUUCCCGAGGAGGAGCACCAAAACCAUUAAUAAACCCUCUCCCUCUCCCUCUCCUCCUCCGCCCCUCCGAUCCGCCAUCACAAAAGCCCCCUUCCUCCCUCGCUCCUCAUCAUCAUUCGCGCCAACAACGAUCUUCGACCCUCCUCAGCUGCUGCGACUGCGGGUGAGUGAGAGUAGGAGGAGGAGGAGGAGGAGAGCUCGUCGUCUCCGCGGCCGCGGCUGGUGCUCCUGGUUGAUAUAUGUCGCCUGCUCUGCUGCUGCUCCAUGGUUCUGAGCUCCUCUCGCCGCCACCGGUUUCUUCUCGCUCUCUUCUCCUCCGAGCCGCGCAGAGGGGCGCGACGACACACGACAACAACCCCUUCAGGAGAUCCAGAUUUGGAUUUGGGGUGAAAUACUGUGGGUUUCUCCAUUUAGACUGGUGCUCUGUUCGGACCAGCAGGUGAUAUAGUAAUAGUAAUUGAAGAAAGCCCCAACUUAAACUUGGUUGGUUUGGGUGCAUUAAAUACAAAAGAAUCCCUCCUCCAUUCUUUAAGAUCACAAAAAAUCGGCCUGGUUUGUGAUUCCUCUCGGACAUCUUUGUGCAAACAAGAGUGCUCUUUCGCUCCAGUUUAAAGACUUGGUUUCUGAUUUUUUUUCGAGAUUCUGCUAUUAAGUUGAUAUAGCAGACAACAAAUCUUUGUCCUGAUUCGUCUAACUUUUCAGCUGACUGCAAUCCAGUUACAUCUGGAUCUUACUUUUAAUCUGGUGCUUGUUACGCGUUGAGAUGAUGGUGCCCUCUUCGCAGAAGAUCCGUAUUUUCUGCUCUGAUCCUGAUGCCACUGACUCCUCUGAUGAUGAUGACCAGAGUGCCAAUAAGGAUAGAAAGGACAAGAUAAUGAUAAGGGAAAUACUAUUUUCCAUGGACAACUCUAAGGAAUCCAAAACUGUUGUGAAGACCCUUGUUCAACGUGACACAGAGACUUUCAAGGGUACCGAAAAGGAGCCAACGAGCAAAUACAGGGGUGUGCGCCGGAGGGCCUGGGGCAAAUGGGCAGCAGAAAUACGUGAUCCUGUGAGGAAGUCCAGGAAAUGGAUUGGGACAUUUAACAGCGAGGAAGAAGCCGCUGCGGCAUAUCUCGCACAAUCAAACCAGUUCCAUGCAGAAAUGAUGGCCUUGAAAGGCCAAUCAUCUGUAUCAGAACGUGAAGAUCUAUCCAGCUCUGUUACUAUAUCCUGUGUGUCCUCAUCUCAGUCAUGUGAGCAGAAGAUUCAGGCACAGCCACAGGCACACAAGAGACAAGCACACAAGAAGUUGUCUCACUCAUGUGAGCAGAAGAUUCAGGCACAGCCACAAGCAAACAAAAGAGUGUUGGCGGGAAUUAACCUUGAAACCGUUGAGCAGAAGGUUCAAGCACAGCCACAAGCAAACAAAAGAGCGUCAGCGGGAAUUAACCUUGAAACCGUUGAGCAGAAGAUUCAGGCACAGCCACAAACACACAAGAGAUUGUUGGUGGAGAUUAACCAUGAGACUGUGGAUGAAAACUUACCGAACGUAUCGUCCACGCAUAAAUGCAAAGAGAUCUCAGUGGAUGCUUCUCUAGGCCAGAUAGAUGAGGUUCCCACAAGCAAUUUUGUUAGCCAUGCCAAUGAAUUUCGACAGAUAGAUGUGUUCCCAGUUAGUGAUUUUGUCGGCAUGACAGAUGAGCCACCGGGUGAUGACUACAUUGGCCUUGCAGACAUCAGCCAUCUGCCGCUGCCUACUCAAGAUCCUAAAUUUGACCUUGAUGCAGAACUCAACUGGGAUGGAUUUGACUUUGCUUCAUUGGAACAACUACUCAACGUUCUUUGACGCCUUGAAUCAUGGGAUCUGUGGAAAAAUCCUCUUUGACGCCUUGAAUCAUGUAAUCUGUGGAAAAAUCCUUGUUGAUUGCAGGAAGUUGAUUCAGGUUUCCAUGCUUCACAUUGCUGGCAGGGUGAGUGUAUGAUCUGGAGAUUUUCAUCUCCAAUUUUGUCGGAAUAUUGUACAGUCCCCCUACAGUAAUUUAUUUGCUGAAGGCAGAUAAGUGCCUAGUAUAUGUAUAUGUUCACCCAUCUCAAAUACGAUAAUGAGACGGUGGUGAAGAAACCAAGGAUUUGUGUAUUUGUUUCCAUUAUAAUAUUUAUUAGUUUCGAUAUUUUCAAUCUUGUGGUUACUGUUAAAAUUCAGUUAUUGUAAGUAACUUUGCUAAUUAUAGGCAAUGAACAUUUGCUAACUAUAGGCAAUGAACAUUGGAUAAGAGAUACUAAGAAUAGACCAAUUCGCUGUUGAACUAAAACUAUCAUUUUUAUUAUUUUUCCUUUGUU
Messenger RNA from Oryza brachyantha (malo sina), 2374 nucleotides. RefSeq lists its product as uncharacterized. Lineage: Eukaryota; Viridiplantae; Streptophyta; Magnoliopsida; Poales; Poaceae. The record is from RefSeq and is a predicted model, not a curated record. The coding region runs from base 816 to 1880 and encodes 354 amino acids. Gene Ontology annotation, biological process: regulation of DNA-templated transcription. The transcript has 5 exons. Gene Ontology annotation, molecular function: DNA binding; DNA-binding transcription factor activity.